AUGGCUUCUCCGAUCUUUGUAUCAAGACCACACGCAGGCUUUUCUGCACAGUCUUUCAUUAGGGGAAUUGAGUUAGCGUUUCUUGCAAUUUUGCGUUCCUUUACUGGUUCAGCACUGUUUACCAUGGGCGGACUGCGGGAAUUCGCAAAGGUUGGUCUUGUGUCUUUGUUGUUGAAUGUAUCCAUUGACAUAGUGGCGAAAAUAUUUUCGGCUGUGGGUUUCCAGCAGUUGCUAUCUAUGCCUUUCCUAAGAGUUUUAGAAGUAUGGUUGGCUUGCGCAUGCGUGACCAGUCGUGCUCUGCCCGAAUUUGAGCGUAUUUUCUGGACUUCUUUGCGAGAAGCUUGCGCAGAAUUCGACUACACCCCGUUCCACCACCAUCCUAAUUACGACACUAGCAACAGUGCGGUACGAAUUUUUACCAACUACAAACGGCGCUACGUAUGCAUGUGCAUUGCCAUGCUAGGUUUGGCAGCUGCAGCUGCAUCAUCCCCACCGCUACCCUACACGUAUCAUGCGAUAUAUGCUAUCUUCUUUUUCAGUUGGUUCAAUCUCUCACGACCAGCCCUUGGAACUUGGGGCUCACUAUCGCUUGCCAUGCUACUGUCUACAUUACUAUAUCCUUCGACACAAGCUCAAUUAAUGUCGCAUGUAUGGAGUUGCCAUCUUUUAAUGCAGCUGUUGUUGCUGCCAUAUUUCUCUCGCGCCAGUUUUUCACGCAUGGAGCAAGUCAUGUGGCAGAGAGCUCGUGGAGGAGUGCUCUGUGGAUACGGCAUCACCAUUUACGCACUUAUCAUGAAAUUUAGGCUGUUAGGAUUGUUACUAAUCUACGUAGCAGAGGCAAGUACUGCAAUUCUCCUAGCGAAAGUUACCGAACCCUUACCGCCAGGAGUUGUGAUAGGAACGAAGGCUUUCUCCGGCUGGGUAGCGCGCCAGGUUGUAUGGGCCCAACGCGAAGAGGUGUUGCGGGGCGCCUUCGACCCAUUCAACAUACACAAACGGCAAAACGCAGAAAUGACCACAUGA
Lachancea fermentati is the source of this 1023-nucleotide messenger RNA. The record is from the annotation of a GenBank genome assembly. NCBI's taxonomy places the organism in Eukaryota, Fungi, Ascomycota, Saccharomycetes, Saccharomycetales, Saccharomycetaceae.